UCUUUCAGCCAAAACUAGAAGAAGACUUCGAAGACCUACAAGUGCACCAGAAGAAUCAUCCUCUUCGUCCGUUUCUGUCUCUAAUGCACGCAGCACCCGUGUAUCAUCUAAAAAAGCUACAGAAAGUUCUGCCGAGAAACAAACAGAUCAAGAAUCAUCACCCUCAACGGCCGUAACACGUUCUCGUUUACGUUCGAAAUCAAAAUUACGCAGUGGUGACAGUACAGGUCUCAUAGCUAGUGGUUCCAGUCUCAAGGGUAAAAAGACCAAAGCUGAUGAUGGAGGAAAGAAAAUUGUUUGCUACUAUACAAAUUGGUCACAAUAUAGACCAAAAAUUGGUAAAUUUAUGCCAGAAGAUAUACCGGCCGAUUUAUGUACACACAUUAUUUUCGCUUUUGGUUGGUUGAAAAAGGGUAAAUUGAGUUCUUAUGAAUCGAAUGAUGAAACUAAAGAUACUGUGCCCGGUUUAUACGAUCGUAUGAUGACUUUGAAGAAAGCCAAUCCUAAGUUAAAGAUUCUCCUAGCUUUGGGCGGUUGGUCUUUUGGCACCCAGAAGUUUAAAGAAAUGGCUGCCACUCGCUACACACGUCAAACUUUCAUUUACUCUGCCAUACCUUUCUUGCGUAAACGUGGUUUUGAUGGUUUCGAUUUGGAUUGGGAAUAUCCUAAAGGUUCUGAUGACAAGAAAAACUUCGUUUUGUUGCUUAAGGAAUUGAGAGAAGCUUUUGAAGCUGAGGCCCAGGAAUUGAAGAAACAACGUUUAUUGCUUUCUGCUGCCGUACCUGUUGGUCCCGACAAUGUCCGUGGUGGUUAUGAUGUACCCGCUGUAGCUAGUUAUUUGGAUUUCAUUAAUUUGAUGGCUUACGAUUUCCAUGGUAAAUGGGAACGUGAAACUGGUCACAAUGCUCCACUCUAUGCCCCUUCCACAGAUUCCGAAUGGCGCAAACAAUUGUCUGUGGAUAAUGCCGCUAAUAUGUGGGUGAAAAUGGGAGCUCCUAAGGAGAAGUUGAUUAUUGGUAUGCCUACAUAUGGUCGUUCCUUUACUUUGGCCAAUACAGCCAAACAUGGUCCCAAUGCACCUGCAACUGGCGGCGGUCGCGAGGGUAUUUACACUAAAGAAAGUGGUUUCUUGGCUUAUUAUGAAAUCUGUGAAAUGCUUUUGAAUGGUGCCGUUUAUGUAUGGGAUGAUGAAAUGAAAGUACCUUAUCUGGUAGAUGGAGAUCAAUGGGUGGGUUUCGAUGAUGAACGUGCCAUUCGUAAUAAAAUGAAUUGGAUUAAGACAAAUGGUUUUGGCGGUGCCAUGGUUUGGACUGUUGAUAUGGAUGACUUUAAGGGCGAAGUAUGUGGAGGUAAUGUUAAAUUUCCUCUCAUUGGCGCAAUGCGUGAAGAAUUGUUGGGUAUCUCCAGAGGCAAGGAAGCCAAGGAUGUUAAUUGGUCUGAAGUGGCUGCUACCUUUGAAGAUUUAGAAGAGGAGGAGGUUGAAAAACCCGAACCCAUUAAAAUUUCCGUUGAUGAAAUUCUUGCUAAGGUUCGCAAGCCCGUUAAGAAACACAAAGUCAAAUCUGGCUUGGUGGCUAAAGAUCAAAAUUCACGACCUGCUCAAGUAUUCUGUUAUUUGACCAGCUGGUCUUCAAAACGUCCUGGUGCUGGCAAAUUUGAGCCUUCUCACAUUAAUCCCAAAUUAUGUACUCAUGUCGUUUAUGCUUUUGCUACCUUGAAGGAUCACAAAUUGGCUGAAAACAGCGAUGAGGAUCCCGAUAAUUACGAACAAGUUAUAGCCUUACGUGACACUAAUCCCGAUUUGCAAAUUUUAUUAGCUAUAGGUGGCUGGGCUUUUGGUUCUACUCCCUUCAAAGAACUUACCUCCAAUGUGUUCCGUAUGAAUCAAUUUGUUUAUGAAGCCAUAGAUUUCUUACGUGAUUAUAAAUUCAAUGGUCUUGAUGUCGAUUGGGAAUAUCCUCGUGGUUCCGAUGAUCGUGCUGCUUAUGUCAAUUUAUUAAGAGAAUUACGUGUGGCUUUCGAGGGUGAGGCAAAAUCUUCAGGUCUUCCUCGUUUGCUCUUGACUGCUGCAGUACCAGCCUCAUUUGAAGCUAUAGCAGCCGGUUAUGAUGUACCAGAAAUUUCGAAAUAUUUAGAUUUCAUUAAUGUAAUGACUUACGAUUUCCAUGGACAAUGGGAGCGCACAGUGGGACACAAUUCUCCUUUGUUCCCUCUAGAAUCUACUACAGGCUAUCAAAAGAAAUUGACAGUAGAUUACAGUGCUCGCGAAUGGGUGAAACAAGGUGCUCCUAAAGAGAAGCUACUUAUUGGUAUGCCCACCUAUGGUCGUUCAUUCGAACUUAUAAACGAAACACAAUUCGAUAUUGGUGCCCCAGCAUCCGGAGGCGGUAGUCCUGGCAAAUUUACCAACGAAGCUGGUUUCCUUAGUUACUAUGAAGUCUGUUCAUUCUUGGCAGCCGAUAAUACAACAUUGGUGUGGGAUUCUGAGCAACAAGUACCAUUUGCCUAUCGUGGUAACCAAUGGGUAGGCUUUGAUGAUGAACGUUCCCUUAAAACAAAGAUGGAAUGGUUGAAAGAACAAGGUUUUGGUGGCAUUAUGGUCUGGUCCAUUGAUAUGGAUGAUUUUACGGGACGCUGUGGCAAUGGAAAAUAUCCCUUACUUAAUGCUCUUAAUGAUGAGCUUAAAGACUACAAAGUAACGCUAGAAUAUGAUGGUCCCUAUGAAUCCCGCGGUCCUAGAGGCGCUUACACAACAAAAGAUCCCCAUGAGGUAACCUGUGAAGAGGAAGAUGGUCAUAUUAGUUAUCAUAAAGAUUGGAGUGACUGUACCCACUAUUAUAUGUGUGAGGGAGAACGUAAACAUCACAUGCCAUGUCCUGCCAAUUUGGUAUUCAAUCCCCAAGAAAAUGUAUGCGAUUGGCCAGAGAAUGUUGAAGGCUGUCAUGUACCUACCGAAGCUCCAGCCUAAAAAUAGUUAUUAUGGUUUUAUAUUGUACUUUAACAUCUUAUUUUUUUAUUAACUGACAUCCUUUCACUGCCCAAUGCAAUCAGAAUUGCGAAAAAAAGGACAUGAAAUGCAUUGUUUUUUUAUUUCUGUAAAUAGUAUUUAUUUACACUAAAGAAUAUACAAACGAAAUUUCAAUAAUUUUUACUCUAUAGAUAUUCGAUAAUUGAAACAAUCUAAAACCAAUUACAAGUCCUUUUUAAAAAAAAUUUGCUUAAACAAUGCCUUCUAAUACUCAUUCACAAAAAUUAACAAAUAAUAAAAAUACUCCUAUUGGCAUCUACAAAAACACUUUGUAAACCCAAUUCCUUUUGCCCCAAAUGCACACCAGAUUUAUUUGCAUGGUUGCUCUAUAUCUACUACUAUUAACUUAGUUUUAAAAAAUUUAGUUUGUAGUUUACUGUAUAAAAACAAAAACAAAAAAAGAUACAUACAACAUUAUUGUUUAAUAGUUUAAUAACACUUUGUUCAAUUUGUUAAAAUAAUUAUUUUAUAUAUUUUUUUACUUAUACAUAUUAUUAUUUUUUUUAUUAUUUUUUUAUCAUUUUGUCGUAUGUACCCUUUUUUAUUACUUGCCUAUUUCCCAAAAAAAAAACAACAACAACAACAAAUACUCAACAACACAAUCAAAGAAAAUUUAAACUAAACAAAAGAUCACAAAAUAAUUUUAAUAAAAAAUAAAACAAUUUAUCUAAAUGUGAAAAACACACUCUAUUGUACAUAAAACUGUGAUAAUUCUUAACUACAUGUUUCUAAAAGAUGUUUGAUUUUCUGCCUUUUAUUUUAUUUUUGUUUAAAUGAAUGAAAUUGUUUCUUAAAAGUGUUCAGUUUGUUUGUUUUUCUUUUUUUUACUUUGACUUUUUUGUUACAAAGAAAAUUUUUGUUUUAAAUCAUUUCAUAAAAUAUAAAACAAAAUCUGUAUUAUAGUCUUAUGUUGAAGGAAAUAAAUAAAUAUAAAAAAUAAAAAAACUUAAAUACAUACAUUAAUAUUUUAUACAUAAAAAUAUGUAGUUAAUAUGUGUUAUUAUGUACCCCUAAAAUUUAAAAAUUGAAUAAAGAAAUUAUUUAAAUUGUAA
Messenger RNA from Lucilia cuprina (Australian sheep blowfly), 4080 nucleotides. It is a transcript of the gene Cht7, whose product is annotated as acidic mammalian chitinase. The record is from RefSeq and is a predicted model, not a curated record. Gene Ontology annotation, molecular function: hydrolase activity, hydrolyzing O-glycosyl compounds; chitin binding. The coding region runs from base 347 to 2968 and encodes 873 amino acids. Gene Ontology annotation, cellular component: extracellular region. The transcript is spliced from 6 exons. NCBI's taxonomy places the organism in Eukaryota, Metazoa, Arthropoda, Insecta, Diptera, Calliphoridae. Gene Ontology annotation, biological process: chitin catabolic process; carbohydrate metabolic process.